This is a messenger RNA of Euleptes europaea (tarantolino), 1425 nucleotides long. It is a transcript of the gene ACADL, whose product is annotated as acyl-CoA dehydrogenase long chain. The transcript has 11 exons. Gene Ontology annotation, cellular component: mitochondrion. Gene Ontology annotation, biological process: carnitine metabolic process, CoA-linked; fatty acid beta-oxidation using acyl-CoA dehydrogenase; long-chain fatty acid catabolic process. Lineage: Eukaryota; Metazoa; Chordata; Lepidosauria; Squamata; Sphaerodactylidae. The record is from RefSeq and is a predicted model, not a curated record. The coding region runs from base 1 to 1299 and encodes 432 amino acids. Gene Ontology annotation, molecular function: flavin adenine dinucleotide binding; long-chain fatty acyl-CoA dehydrogenase activity.
AUGGCUUCUGGGCGGCUGCUGGCGAGGCGCGCUCUGCGGGGUCUGCCCGGGCUCCGGGGCCAGGGGGCGUCGGGCAGGUACCUCCACACUGAAAAUCAUGACACGGCACGCUUGGAAACCUCCUCUGCCAAAACUUUGACGGACAUUGGAACUCGGAGGAUCUUCUCUUCGGACCACGACAUGUUCCGGCAAAGCGUCAGAAAAUUCUUCCAGGAGGCCGUGGUUCCAUAUCACGCCGAGUGGGAGAAGGCUGGGCAGGUAAGCAGAGAGCUCUGGGAAAAAGCCGGCCAGCUGGGGUUGCUGGGAGUCAACAUAUCAGAAGAACAUGGUGGUAUAGGAGGCGAUCUCUUCUCUGCAGCGGUCGUCUGGGAAGAACAAAUGUAUGUGAACUGCACGGGCCCCGGAUUCAGCCUGCACUCUGACAUUGUCAUGCCUUACAUUGCCAACUACGGUUCCCAAGAGCAGAUUAAAAGAUUCAUUCCAGCGAUGGCAGCGGGAAAAUGCAUUGGCGCGAUAGCCAUGACCGAGCCGGGGGCAGGAAGUGAUUUGCAGGGCGUACGGACGUUUGCCGAGAAGGAUGGGACCGACUGGAUUCUAAAUGGCAGUAAGGCAUUCAUCACCAACGGUUGGAUGAGCGAUCUGGUGAUUGUCGUGGCCGUGACCAACCGCGAGGCCCGGUCUCCCGCUCACGGCAUCAGCCUCUUCCUAGUGGAAAAUGGAAUGAAAGGCUUCGUCAAAGGGCGUAAGCUGGAGAAAAUCGGCCUGAAGGCACAGGACACGGCAGAACUCUUUUUUGAAGACGUCCGUCUGCCCGCCAGCGCUUUGCUUGGGAAGGAGAACAAAGGCUUCUAUUACCUCAUGGCUGAGCUCCCUCAGGAAAGGCUGUUGAUAGCUGAUAUGGCCAUUGCCAGUUGUGAAUUUAUGUUUGAAGAGACAAGAAACUACGUCAAAGAAAGAAAAGCUUUUGGAAAAACGAUUGCACAUUUGCAGACGGUCCAGCACAAGCUUGCGGAACUGAAAACACAGAUUUGCGUAGGCCGGGCGUUUUUGGAUAGCUGCCUCCAACUUCACUCAGCAAAACGCCUGGACUCUGCCACUGCUUCGAUGGCCAAAUACUGGGCUUCUGAUCUCCAAAACAUUGUGGCCACCCAGUGUGUCCAGCUCCAUGGAGGAUGGGGAUAUAUGUGGGAAUAUCCAAUUGCCAAAUCUUUUGUAGAUGCUCGUGUCCAACCAAUCUAUGGUGGUACCAAUGAAAUAAUGAAAGAGCUUAUUGCUAGAGAUAUUGUAAGUGAUAACUAAGCCUGGGGUUGUCCGGGUUCCCGAAUCCAAUUACUGUUGACAUGGAACUCAGUAAUACAUGCAAAUGAAUUUGGAGGAAGACACUUUGUCUGGUUGAAGAACAGGAAACACUAUUAUUAAAAAUAC